Molecule: messenger RNA, 1964 nt
Organism: Acipenser ruthenus (sterlet)
Lineage: Eukaryota; Metazoa; Chordata; Actinopteri; Acipenseriformes; Acipenseridae
Product: lysophosphatidic acid receptor 6-like
Exons: 2
Coding region: 204-1058 (284 amino acids)
Biological process (GO): positive regulation of Rho protein signal transduction; phospholipase C-activating G protein-coupled receptor signaling pathway
Cellular component (GO): membrane
Molecular function (GO): lysophosphatidic acid receptor activity
Source: RefSeq, a predicted model, not a curated record
UGCAAGGUUUAAAAAGUGUGCAGCCAGUCUGUUCUGGGCUGCUGUGUUUGUGAAGAAGCCCGACUGUGUGCGUGUGUACAGCCGUAAUAGUUGAGCCAUAAUAGAAUAGGCAUUCUUACUGUUUGCUGGGAAGCAAGGACCUUGGGGGAUGCAAUACAGCUGCAGUCAAGGAUAAUAAAAGUCAAAAGGGAAGAGUUUACGUCAUGUACAGCUUCAUUUUCAUCUUUGGCUUGGUGGGCAACGGAUUGGCCUUGCGACGGUUCUGCGGCUCUCCCAAGACAGCCAACAGCACAGCGAUUUACAUGGCUAACCUCUCCGUGGCAGAUCUCAUCUUCGUGGCCUCCUUGCCCCUGCGGAUCUACUACUAUCACCACUCUGCAAAUCGCUGGACCCCAAGCCGUACCUUCUGCCUUCUGACCUUCACCCUCAAGUACAUCAGCAUGUACGGGGGCAUCUUCUUCCUGGUGUGCAUUGGAAUGGACCGCUUCUUUGCUGUGGUCUGCCCGUUGGCAAAGCGGCUGAGGAAGGUACGGACAGCCAGGGCAAUCAGCGUAGGUGUCUGGUGUCUUAUCCUGGUCCUCAGCAUUUCCCUACCAUUCCUGCAUUUCAUGGCUGCCACACGCCACCAGCCCUGCCUGCCUGACCCUUCUUCCAGAAGGAACCGUCUGUUCAUCCUGGUCGUUCUCUUGCUAGUGGAAGCUGCCUUCCUCUUGCCCCUGUUCCUGCUCCUCUUCAGCUACUGCAGCAUCAUCAGGACCCUGCGCCAGCCCUCUCGCCUUGCUCCCAGCAAGCCCUGGGAAGGGCGCACCAUGAGAAUGAUCUACUCCGUCAUCAUGGUCUUCCUUAUCUGUUUCGCCCCCUAUCACCUCAACCUCUUCUGGUUCACCCUCACCAAGGUAGAGCUUGUCCAAAACUGCACCCUGGCCAAGAUCAAUCAGGCACUGCACCCUGUGGUGCUCACUCUGGCCACCAUGAACUGCUGUCUCAACCCUCUCAUCUAUUACUCCUCCAGCAAGAUGUUUCACAAAGAGUCAUCCGCCAGCAGUGGAAGUCAGUGAAGAGACUGGAUGGUGCUUAUGUUAAAGGGUAGUUGUUAAAAAUGGUCAGUGCAUUUACGUUAGCACAUAUUUUACAAGUGAGUAUUCAUUCAUUGUCCCUUCUACAAUUUUAUUCUCACUUACUUCUCAAACUGUUCCACAUUAAAAGAAAAAAGCAGCAUGGCAUUGGCCAUUGAAGCCAGUGCAGUCUUUUUUUCAGAAUUGCAGUUAUAUAGAUAAUAUGAGUUCUAAAACACUGGGGAAAUGUCUGUACUAUUGUCUUAGCAUAUUGUGGCCUUCAAAAUGAUAUCAUUGAUGCAAAUUGUAUUGAAACAGCCAAGCAUUUAUUUUUAGCAUGCAGUAUAAAAAAAAAGAAAAAUCAUUAAAAUGAAAUUAAUUUUGGUUAUGAAUUCACACUUUGAAGCUAGUAUCUCAUUCAAAAGUGAAUUGGGUAAUGGAGCAACUACUGAUACCAGCACAAUUAUAUAAUUACAUUGUCAGUAAUUUGAAAAUGUUUCAACAAAAAGAUAUACAUUUAUGGUUUACAUGCCAAGUGACCUUGACCACAGACCAGCCAUUCAAACUGUCUAAAUUUGGCAUCAUAAGACCCUCAUUUGAAGCAGUGAGCAUAGUGUGUGUAGAAAGAUUUACACAAAAAAAAGUUUAUAUUUAUGGACAGAUCUGAAUCAACAAGGUGUAAUCCAGGUGUUACAGUAGCAAUGGGUAACAAUAUAUAUUUAAAAAAAAAAAAUAAAGUGUGCAAGUAAGGCGGUCUACUUGGCCGUUUCUUGGAAGUGUGAUUGUUGAAAACACAAAUCAGUUCAUGUUCUAUGCAAAUGACUGCCAGGAAAUGAAGAAACACGAACCAGCAAGUCCCAGCUUCACUCAGAUGAAGUGCAUUUUCCACAUAUCUUUAGGUAUCAAGUA